AUGGAUUUGAAAGAGAAGGUUUUGAGUGACGAAGAAAAUGGCUUAAACACAUCUCAAUAUUCGGAUGAUGAUUCUACUUUACCAUUUAGUACAGAUUCUGAAGAUGAAAAAGAUUAUUUAAAAAGUCUCGAGCAAAAGAAUAUACCUUCAUCAAAAUUUACUUGUAUCAAAAGAAAAUACUUAAAAUUUAAUCCCGGAUCAAAAGAGUUGAUGAUAGAAAGAUCAUUGCAAGAUAGAAAAAUUGUAAAGAUCGGUGAAGUAUGGUUUUCUCAUCCUAUGUAUGAUGAUCGGUCAUCACCAGAAGACUCUUCUUCAGAUGAUGAACGAAGUGUGAAUAAUAAAAAUAUCUCUUAUAAACAGAAUCAUAUUGAAUCCCUUUCAAAUAUUAUGGAUUUAAUAGUAGGAACAUCCGAAGAGUCAGAACAAUUUGAUGAAUUAUAUCAAGCGAAAGAAGCUAUGGAAAUAGAUUCUAAAUCUUCAUGGAAUAUUGUAAAAACAUCCGAUGAAGAAUCAGAUCAAAUCGAUGAACUUCAUCAAGAGAUUGAAGGUAGUAAUUCUAAUUCAUUUAAAAAGGAGUUUCUAAAUGACAGGGAAAGGUUAUUAAUAUGA
This is a messenger RNA of Rhizophagus irregularis DAOM 181602=DAOM 197198, 609 nucleotides long. RefSeq lists its product as uncharacterized. Lineage: Eukaryota; Fungi; Glomeromycota; Glomeromycetes; Glomerales; Glomeraceae. The record is from RefSeq and is a predicted model, not a curated record.